AUGCCGCAGCAGAUCAUCACUUCCCAAGACACAUCCCCGGAGCUGUCUGCGUGCCACUUGUGUCAAGGGGCUCAGUGCCACCUGUGUCAGUGCUCAGUGCCACCUGUGUCAGGGGCUCAGUGCCACCUGUGUGGCAGUGCCACAUGUGUCAAGUACUCAGUGCCACCUGUGUCAUGCUCAGUGCCACCUGUGUCAAGUGGUCAGUGCCACCUGUGUCAUGCUCAGCACCUGUGUCAUGCCUGUGCCACCUGUGUCAGUGGUCAGUGCCACCUGUGUCAAGGGCCCAGUGCCACCUGUGUCAGUGGUCAUGCCACAUGUGUCAAGGCACUAAUGCCACCUGUGUCAUGCCCAGUGCCACCUGUGUCAAGUGGUCAGUACAUGUGUCUAAUGCCACCUGUGUCAAGUGCUCAGUGCCACCUGUGUCAGGCUCAGUGCCACCUGUGUCAAGUGCUCAGUGCCACCUGUGUCAAGGGGCUCAGUGCCACCUGUGUCAAGUGGUCAGUGCCACAUGUGUCAUACCAGUGCCACCUGUGUCAAGUGCUCAGUGCCACCUGGGUCAAGUGGUCAGUGCCACCUGUGUCAAGUGCUCAGUGCACCUGUGUCAAGUGCUCAGUGCCACCUGUGUUGCGUCAGUGCCACCUGUGUCAAGGGCCCAGUGCCACCUGUGUCAAGUGGUCGCGCCACAUGUGUCAAGUACUCAAUGCCACCUGUGUCAAGUGCUCAGUGCCACCUGUGUCAUGGUCAGCCACCUGUGUCAAGUGCUCAGUGCUACCCAGGUGCACCUGUGUGCUCAGCCUGGGCGAACGUGUAGUGUCCGAGCAAUGUGUGCACUCAGUGCCACCAGAAGGUUCAGUGCCACAUGUGACAUCUAGUGCCACAUGUGAGUACUUAGUGCCACAUGUGUCAAGUGGUCAGUGA
Molecule: messenger RNA, 918 nt
Organism: Homarus americanus (American lobster)
Lineage: Eukaryota; Metazoa; Arthropoda; Malacostraca; Decapoda; Nephropidae
Product: keratin-associated protein 10-3-like
Exons: 2
Coding region: 1-918 (305 amino acids)
Source: RefSeq, a predicted model, not a curated record